Messenger RNA from Hordeum vulgare subsp. vulgare (domesticated barley), 1014 nucleotides. RefSeq lists its product as uncharacterized. The record is from RefSeq and is a predicted model, not a curated record. Bases 1 to 816 code for a protein of 271 amino acids. Lineage: Eukaryota; Viridiplantae; Streptophyta; Magnoliopsida; Poales; Poaceae. The transcript is spliced from 2 exons.
AUGUUUCACGUGAAAAAGCUGGAUUUUACGUUUGUCAGCCUUUUUGCCUUGCACAUGAACUACGUCAUCAGGAUUGAGCAGAUACCUUAUAUCUGUGUCUCUAACCCGUACUUCAUGCACGAGAGCUUGUUGGUAGUCUGCAAAGAGCACCGUGAAUACGCGAGUAACUACAUCGCCAAUUUAAUGGUCGGCAAUAAGGACAACGAGACGAUUCAGGUGCCUUAUCAUCCCAUCGACGGGCGUGCCGUCCUCAUCAUCCUUUACCCCCGAGUCUACUCACGCUAUUUACUUGGACUCAUCGAAGAACAUGAAGAAAAAGGAUUACACCCACAUCAAGUUCUCGAUAGUGCUAUCUUUACGUACAUCGUACGGGGUGGAGAGAUGUCGCACAGGAUGACAAGGAACCGCGCGCCCUGCUUUGUCUAUAAGACUGACUUCUACAGCAUCCAGCAACCGAGUGGUACUAUCAGUGAUCGAUUCUAUGUCCUCCACCACAUGCGGGAGUUCAGACGGGAUCAGCAGAACCUUCGCAUGUCACCUAGAUCCGGCGAUGCCCAUAUUCUGCAAUGGGCAAAGAACCUAGGAGAUAUCCCGGUUCAACGACUCCGAGCUAAGUUCUAUCACAUCCAGCGUGAACUUUCCCAAAUCAUCAUGAAGGAGGUCCUCAAAAAAACAAGGAUGUUCUACGAAGAAGGGCAAAUGUCGCGGGAAGACGUCCGAACACGCGUAGCCGCUCAACGUCUCGACAAGAAGCCUUUCACUACGCUCGGGGACUAUCUCCCUGACUUGCAUGGAUGGCACGACAUGUUCGAGUGAUUGACGAUAUAUGACAAUGUGUUUGUUUAGUCCAUACUUUCUCUAUGACGAAACUUUGAGUUAUGCACGAUGAAACUUUAUUUGUGAUGUAAUUAAACCGUCCUCAACUAGCGAAGAUCACUCUAGUUAGGGCAUUUUGGGUACGAUGAACUUUGUAUGCUUAUGAUAUGUUGCUUCUAUUUUUGCCAAGUCUGUCUC